UUUUAAGAUUUUAUUUAUUUAUUCAUAGAGACACAGAGAGAGGGAGGCAGAGACACAGGCAGAGGGCAAAGCAGGCUCCAUGUAGGGAGCCCGAACACUAAACUGCUGAGCCACCCCAGCUGCCCUAAAAAUGUUUUUAAAUAAAAGUUUUUACAAGGAGCAAAUAUUUGUAAUUUGAAAUAACACAAAGAUUAUUCUAAAAAUAGGCAUAAACUGAAUGUUUAUCAUUAGAGGGCUAACUGAAUUAUGGGAUACCCAUAUUCUGAAAUACUAUGAACUCAUCAAAAAUGUCCGUAUAAUGACAUGGGAAAAAAAUUGUCCAUAGAAGAGCAAGUUGCAAAACUGUAUGGGCAGCAUGAGCCCUUUAUGUGUAUUUUUAUACAUUAAGGAUGUAAAUAAACAGAAAAGGUGUAAGGAUACUCAACAUCUCAGCAGUGGAGAUGAGGGCUUUUCAUUUUCUUAAAUCCAUAUUUUUGUAAGGUUUAAUUUUUUAGUACGACGCAUGAAUUACUUUUAUAUAAAACAUUUAAGGGGGGGGCAAAUGGGCAGGGCUUCCCGGCGUGUUUCUCAGGCCCAAGCAUGGCCGAAAGGCGAGGACUCCAGGACCCCGCACCACAGUCCUGUGAACAGCCGCACCCUGUUCAGCCCUCAGAGUCCACCUCAGCCGACGUCCUCCUUCGAAAGGUGCAACGGAACGGAGCUGGAGGAGGCAGCUGCCGCCUGCCUGCCGACGGCGAUCGCACGAAACCUCCGCCGAGGAGAGCGCGAAGGCGGCGGGGAGCCGAGAAGGCCCCGUCCCCCCGCAAUCUGGUUGCAACUGGAGGAGAGGGAGGGCUCGGGAGGGACCGCGGGCGUCCGCGGGUUCUCAGGGCAGGGCCCGCGCCUCAGCGUGGGGAGGGAGGGAGCCGCCGAGCCCUCACACACUCGGGGGCCAGCCUGAGCAGUUCCUGGAAUGCAGGGGAAGUGAGUGCGGUGACACGCCGGGGGGGCCCCCGGUCAGCGGUCUCUGUGAAACCGUCGCCUCCAGAUCGAGCCCCUAGAUUGAAGUCCCAGGAUAUCCUGGCGGGUUCCAAGAACCCGGCCCGGAACGUGGGCGGGGUUCCUGCCUCCUCCACGCCCCGCUCCGGCCCUCGUCGCCCGCGGACCCCCCAGGCCCAGUCAGCGCCGGGCCCGACCCGUCCCGCGCCCAGGUUUCCUCGGCCCGGAGCUCCCUCAAAUCCCCCCCGGAGACCCCGGCCCCGCGCCCCCGUCCGGCGCCUUCCCCUCGACCCCGCGCCUCAUUUCCGCAUAGUUCCCGCUCCCGGCACCCAGCGCGCGCCUCGCGGACUCCGCGGGCCCGGGCCCCCUGUCCGGAGGGUGGGCAGCGAGGGCGUUCUGAGAAGCUCCGAGAAGCAGCAGGCCCGGAGGCGGAAGCAGAGGAUGGAGAGGUCCGGGCCCGCGCAGUUGGGCCCCGCCGGCUCGCGGCCCGAGCCUGAGCCUGGGUUGGCCCGGUGCCCGCAAGGUGCGCUGCGCGGGAUGGGCGGCCCACGGUGCGCCGGUCCGGGCGGAGCGAGUGAGCUGGGAGUGUCCGACCCACGAUCUGGAAUCCAGGGCCCAGCGGGAGUUAUUGAGGUGUACUCGGGCCCAGUGGCUCUCUUACUAUGGAUGCCAAGACCUGUGCUGGCAGAGGUGGGGAGCGGGGCCCAGGAGGCCCAACUGAUGGGGCGCUGCCUCUCCAGCGCCUCCCAGGUAUGGGGAGCUCGGCUCUGUGCCGCCGCCGUGUGGACUUGGGUGUGA
This is a messenger RNA of Nyctereutes procyonoides (raccoon dog), 1776 nucleotides long. Its product is annotated as translation initiation factor IF-2-like. The record is from RefSeq and is a predicted model, not a curated record. The transcript is spliced from 4 exons. The coding region runs from base 580 to 1776 and encodes 398 amino acids. NCBI's taxonomy places the organism in Eukaryota, Metazoa, Chordata, Mammalia, Carnivora, Canidae.